AUGCCAUCGUCCGACCCACCAAAUCAGCAGCGAAAUAUAACAAACUGGCCAAAAUUCGCAGUUGAUCUGCAUUUUGCCAUCCCAAGUCCGAACCUAAUCAUCAACACAACAUCGGAACUCAAUCAAGAGAUCGAGAACUUUACCACUACUGUCCAGGACGCCAUGUCCAAAAACACAUCUAUCCUCGACAAACAACCAAAUCAUACCAGACAAUAUCCAGCGGUAAAUCACAAUAAAGUGAAGACUACGGAUGGCAUGACAAAACACCCGGAACCCAGAAUCAAAACACAGAUUCAAUAA
Molecule: messenger RNA, 300 nt
Organism: Macrosiphum euphorbiae (potato aphid)
Lineage: Eukaryota; Metazoa; Arthropoda; Insecta; Hemiptera; Aphididae
Source: the annotation of a GenBank genome assembly